AUGGCCCGCGAAGGAACCCGCUCCCAGACCGGCAACUCCAAGCCGCGUCUCUUCCCCGUCGUCGACACCGCUCCCGUUCGCAAGCAGAACGCCGCGACAACCACGACCGCGAAGAAGCCCAAGACCACUUCCACCGCUGCCAAGGCUGCGAAGCCCGUCGGCGUCACCAAGAAGAAGGCUACCACCACCAAGAAGGGCCCUUCCGUCGCCACCAAGGCCAAGUCAGUAGCCAAAAAGGCAGAGACCAAGGUCGCUGCUGCCACCAAAGCAGGCAAGAAGGAGACCAAGCCCAAGACCACCAAGGCCAAGGCGGCACCCGCCGCCGCCUAA
This is a messenger RNA of Colletotrichum orchidophilum, 330 nucleotides long. RefSeq lists its product as uncharacterized. Lineage: Eukaryota; Fungi; Ascomycota; Sordariomycetes; Glomerellales; Glomerellaceae. The coding region runs from base 1 to 330 and encodes 109 amino acids. The record is from RefSeq and is a predicted model, not a curated record. The transcript has 2 exons.